Anopheles stephensi (Asian malaria mosquito) is the source of this 2506-nucleotide messenger RNA. RefSeq lists its product as uncharacterized. NCBI's taxonomy places the organism in Eukaryota, Metazoa, Arthropoda, Insecta, Diptera, Culicidae. The record is from RefSeq and is a predicted model, not a curated record. Bases 287 to 2266 code for a protein of 659 amino acids. The transcript is spliced from 5 exons.
AUGGGGUUUGACAGUUUGCGAACGAAAGAAAAACCGCGAAAGGAACUACUGCAUCCGCCCGUUCGUAAUUAUUUGGCUCGGCAUAAACGAUAGUUUGUGAAUUUCCCUGCUUCUACUCACCAGUUUCGGGUGGGGGAAAAAUUACACCAAGUGUUUACUGUUUACUUCGCACUGUCUGCAAACCAUAACAGACGGGUCGGAAGGCAAUUUUCCGACCAGCAGCAGCAGCAGCAGCCACAACCGCACAGACAGGGAAGACCCACAGGAAUAAUUUUGCUCCGUAAUCAUGCAGAAACAAUGGGAACUGAUCAAAGAAUUUUCACUGCCGGCGGAACUCUCGCUAAGCAUCACCUAUCUGCAGCGAGCUUUACGGGACUGCGUUUUCCAGCAUCAGGUUUUGGCUUCGAAAAUCAAUAAUUUACCAAUGCACCAGCGCCCGAAAGUCAAACAGUACAUGUUGGAGCUGGAACGGGAAAUGCUAUCGAUCGGAAAGGAACAGGAAGGACUGGUGCGGCAGUUAUCCGAGCGGGUUAAGCGGUUCCAGAUGACCGUCCAAUCGCAACAUCUCGUUACGCUGAGCGACGAUCUGCUGUACGGGUUUGUGACACGCCAGCUGGCAACCCAGCACGAAACGGCCGUUAUUUCGGGCGCACCGAAACACAUUUCCCAGCGCUGGAGCGCAACCGAACUGGCCCAAAAGUACAGUCUGGAAACAAUUCUCGGUACGGUUGCUGUGAUGCAGGAGGAAUUUAAAUCGGAACCGCUUGAACAGCAAACCGAUGACAACGACGACGUGGAUGAUGACGAUGAGGACGAAGAAAGCAGCAGCUGGAACCCGGUAAUGCCCCUCUCGGACGCCAAAAGGUACAAAAAGCAGGGGAAAUCGGCUCCGAAAACGUAUACGCAGCACACCAGCACGAGCCAUCAGUCGCUUCUGAAGCGGAAACCAUCCGUGGCAGCACCCACCACGGACAAGCGCCAUUUUGCUGGGAUUGCCGUCCAAAGCAAGCAAACGUCUGCCGCGAACGGUGCCGCCAAGCUAAAGAGCGAGAAGGAGCAGAAGAUACUGACCGAACCGCCGGCGGCCGAAGAAGUGUCCGAAGACGAAGAUCCGGCAGAGAGUGUGCUGCGCGGUACGUGGGUCCCCGGCUGUCCGGGACGACCGCCCAAAGCGGCCAAGUACCUGUCCGCGGCCAAGUUGGCACAAAUCCGGGCACGGCGUGCAUCGGUCCCGGUUGGCCCAAAGCCGGUCGAUGCUGGGACCGCGCUCGCUGCCCAGCAGAAGCGAGCCUCCAAACGGAUAGAGGUGUUGACGGAAAAGAUUAAACCGAUCGAGUCGGGUGAGGAUGAGGAGCAGCAGCAGCAGCAGCUGGAGGUGAUGACCACGUCGGCUGCAGUACGUCGCGGCCGUAGCAAUCUUCUGCAGGCACUUAAAAAACAGAAGCGCGGUCCAGGACGGCCGAGCUUGACCAGCUUAGCGCAACGAGGCGCAAAGCAGGGUCCCGUGCCCAGCGUUAGCAGUAAGCUUGUGAAGCACUCGUCGUUCUCGGCUUCCUCCGGAUCGUCACCGAAUUCCCGUUCGUCCACACCGACCUGGGGCAACGCGGCACGUCAGCAUUCGGAAGACUCGUGCGACCGUCGUUCGUCCUCGACCGAGUAUCCGCCGCUGUUGCUGAACGAUCCGGGCGAACCAGCCACGCCGACCCUCACCAGCAUCUACGAGCUGGAGCAGGACGCGUUUUUGCGCUACUUCGGGCUUCACACGCCGGAGGAAGCAAAAGCCCUCAAAGAACGCAAGCGCGAACGAAAGCGCCGCAGCUGUUACAGCACGGAGCGGAAAGACUUUCACUACGGCAAGCUGGAUUACUACGAGCAGCAGCAGCAGUAUCAGGCGGUACGUGCCUCGAGACGGACCCAUCAACGGCCGAUCCUUUACUCACCUCCGGUGGCCGUGGCGAAGAGGCGGAAGCAAUCAACACUGCCGACCGCUGGGAACAGCAUCAGCAGCAGCAGCAGCGGUAGUUCAAUCGCACGCCAAUACAACAACCACCACCAUCAACGGCCACAACCUGCCAACAUUUUCGCCGCGAUGGAUAAAAGGACGUGCUUUGUGUGUUUCAAAAGUGGAACAACGGAUGAGCUGGGCGCCUGCAUGAACUGUUGCAACAUUUAUCAUCUCAACUGCCACACGAUUGACGAACGGUCCGAUGCGUACCGCCAGCGGGAUGAUCUCUGCCCCGUUUGUCUUGUCUCGGACGAUAAGUAAGCGGGCUCGGGUUGGGGACUGUAAUCGUCCGUUACUCUAUGAUCUUUAGCCAAUAAUCUAAUGUCGUCUAAUGUCGAUUUUAAAUAUGAUUUGUUAUUAUUAGGACGCUUCCCGUAGCGAGCGGCAUGUACAUAAGUAUAGGUUACUAUGAUCGUCUACGCAUCGUAAGACACCACUACUAAUCAACACUUGUAACUCAGGUGUAAUAAAACUAUGAACGAUUUUUGUUUUUAAACUCAA